UUGUUUAUGUUGUAGCUCAAAGUAGUAAAAUGGGGUAAAAUGAAGGGUUUGAAAUGACAAUUUUGUUUUAACAGUUGAUCAGUAUAAGGGAAUGUUCAGUUAAGAAGCUUCUCAAUACACUCACAUCGAUUUAAUCAUAGUGAUUAUAAAUUUAUAUUGAUUUUAUAUGUUGUAAAGGAAAAUGGGAACUAGAGCCGCAGCAUUUACUGCAAAGAUCCGCAAUCUCCAUGACUACCAACUGAGACUGUUGCAUGGCAUAAUGCCAGUUCCAUCAGGGGUUGAUGUUGGAAAUACACUCAAGUAUUUUUCACAGACCUUGUUAACCGUCCUGAAAGAUGUGCCAGGAUCUCCGAUGGAGAUGCUAAAGCAACGAGAGAAGGAUUCUGUACGCAUGGGCCUGUAUCCUAACCUGGAUUACAAGGGCCUCUACAAUGCAUUAGUCCAGAUGGUGGACGUUGUGCCCUUAGUUCAGUACGGGGCACAUGUUUUUGGGCAGUCGAUGGUGCAGUGCAUGUGCUGCAUCCUGGCGUUCCUCGAGAGCGAGAUGCUGGAUGAGCUGCCAUACAUGGUGGCCGCCACGGUGCCGGCCCUCCCCAGCUCGUUGCACCAGGAGAUAGUCAACGCCCUCUGCUUCUACAUCUUGCCUUUCACAAUCACUAGGUACAGUGAUGAAGAUGAAGACAAUUAUGCUAUUCGUUCUGUUCCUGCAAUAAUCAUGAUGGUGUUUCAGUAUUCACAGAAUCCAGCUCACCACUGCCAGCUUCUGGAGAGCCUGAUGACUUACAAGAGGAAUGUUGUGAAGGACCUUCUGUGUGUCAUUGCUUACGGAACGCUUAACGCCAGAGCAUCAGCUGCCAAGCUCCUCUUCUACUAUUGGCCAACUUUCAAUCCCAACUUAUUUGAUCGAAGAGUUGUGCUGCAGAAGUUUACAAAUUUGGUGCCAUUUGUGUGUCAGCGAGACAUGUGUCCCAAUCAAGGGAACACGGAGGCUGCCAAACUGUGCUACGACCACUGCAUCUCCAUAACGUUUGCCAGCGACCGGUCCCCGCCACUCUACCUGUGCAUCGAGUGCGCCAACGAAAUACACAGGGAACACCCCAACCAGAUGUUCUAUGAUAUCUUGCACCCAAUGCAGCAAGUUUCAAUGACAUGUGAGAACAAGAACUGUCGAUCGUCAGACAAGUAUGCCAUUUCAAUAUGUUUCUCUACGGAAUGUGCAAGCUACAAUGGGAAUCAUCCUAUUCGCUAUUGCCAGCAGUGUCACAACAUAAGGCAUAACAACCGACGUGGAGGUGACCACAUCUUCCACAUGUGUCUGCCUCCACUGGGCGAAAUGAAUGCUGAAAUGCAGACGUACAUGGUAGAGUCCGUUGUCAGUCUUUUGAAAGAGGCCAAGCCCAUAUCUGUGGAGACUUUCAAAGAUCCCGCUGACAUCCAAGGAAAGCCAGAUCUUCUGAAUGUGUCAACUUCAGAUUCCCUCCCAGUAGAAGAGAGGCAGUUGUUGGGACGCUACGGAGUGUGGCUUCUCGUUGGCUUGUGCACUCCCAACGAGGCAACCCCCAUAGAUAUUCUCGGAAGACUGCUAUCCAUGCUAUUCCAUUGGUUUGAUGUUACUUCAUACUCCUUCGAAGAUGAGAAGAACACCUUGGAGCGAUUGAAAAAGGAUUUUGUGUGUGGCUGGCUGGCCAACGUGUGCAGCUCCCACUUUCAGGUGUUCGUGUCAUGUCUGUUGCCACACCCGCCCGACUACGCUCGUGUCGGUGGACACUGGGAUACUUUGGUGUCUCGGACUAUCCAUCUUAAAGAAGGUUUAAACAGAAUGUUUUGCCUUGUGCCAUAUGACAUUAUAUCAUUGGAAAUAUGGGACUAUGUAAUGCCUCACUGGCUGGAAGCUAUGGUAAAUGAUGUCCCAGAGAAGGAACUAAACGAACUGAAAAUUUUAUUAAGUAAAAUUUUGGACUCCGAUAUGAGUCCCCUUGGCUUUGAUACCAAGAAAUUGUUCCGAUUUAUCACAGUCCGCUUCAAGAAAACGACAGCUAAAGUACAAGAACAAGCACUACACUGGCUUCAGGUGCUCUCAAUGCUGGGUAUUGUCAUCCCUCGUACUCUUCUGUUUUCAAUUUUUGGUGAAGGAGUCAAGGGAAUGAAAGCUGUAACAAAAGAGAGGCUAACAGCUGACAAACUUUCAAAGAAAGAAGAUGGUGCAAGAAAGAGUAGUAUAUCCCCAGUUGUGGAAGACGACUCUGGCAACACAUCGCCCUUGUCGGAUGAUGAGCUGCCCACCUCCCGGCACAUGGAGUUUGAAACUGACGCGGAGCUCAACCUGACCUGCUGUGUUCUCAUGCUGGAUGUGUUGCUGAAACAGCUGGAGCUGCAGGAGGUGGAGCGGCACGCAGGCAUCCACACUGCGCUGGCCCAGGACGUGUGCCGCCUGCUCAGGUUCAUGCUGUGCACGUCGUGGGUGGGCGUGCACACCUGCGCCACCAGCCCCGAGUGCCAGUUCUGCGAGACCUGCGUGGUGUGGCACCAGCUAGCUCUGGCCCUCGUCCAGAUGCUGUGUCCCGACCACCCCGUCAGUCCGCCCGAUCCACAGAUUGAUGAGCAAACAGAAGAAAAUCUCCAAACAUCCAAAAAUCCUCCAGAAUCAGAGAAGAAAGCCGAGACAAAACAGGAUUCAGUGAUCAACAUUGCAGAGGGUCACAGUGUAGGCGGAGUUCUGGCUCACAUGCCUCGAAUCAUGACGGUGACUGUUGACGCUGUCGCUGAGCAACUCGACCUCACUCCCAUCAUAACCUCCGAGAGUUACGUGUCUACCGUGGCCAACUCGGUCGUGGUGACGGACACCGAUGCUGGAAUGGCGACAGUGCAAGUAGCUCAGCCCCUGGUUCAAGGCGAGGUCAGCCAGUCGUCUAACGAAGGACAGGAUGGCUUCUGGCACACCUCGGUUGGCAAGUUCUGCUUUGCCCUUCAAGACCUCCCGGAGCAGUUGCAGUUCAUAUACCACUUGCUGAAGGAAAUGGUGGAAGCAGAUGAUCCAGAAAUACUUUACCAUAUGCUACAAUCCCUUAAUGUGCUGUGUUUGUACGGGGACACAUUAGCUAGUGCUGCAAAAGAACAGAGAGGGUUUCUCAUCUGGUGUCAAGAGAAUCUUCUCAUCAAGAACCUGUGGGAGCUGUGCGACGCAGAGCACUCGCACAUAUGUCAGGUGUGCGUGCCCCUGCUGUUGCACUGCAUCACACUCAGCUCCGGCUCCGACAUGUUCUGGAAGGUCGUGCAGGACGAGUUCCACAGCACCGACUGGCGCGACCGCUUCGUCGCAGUUGAGAGGGUGACGGUGAUCGCUCGGUUCAUGGACUCCACUCCGCUCCGGAGCAGCCACACGCUGCAAGCAGCGCUAGCCACUGCUUUCUGCUACCUCAUCUGCAGCAUGGACGACAUGGAUGUGCUGGUCGCCCAGAGAGCCACGCUCUACCUGGGGACCAUACAUGAUUCUGCCAUCAAGUCACUGAUUCUGUGCCUGGAAACACAGUUUGACCUGGUGAUUGUGGAUCGACCCAUGGUGCUACAGUCGCUAUACCAGCUGCACAACUGUCUGAGCGACAGGAAAAUUAUCACCUGGGAGUUCUUUCUGAACAGAUUUGAUGCACUGUUUCUGGAAGCUCAAAUAAGUUUGGAGAAGUCUGGUGAUGUUGCUUACAUGCGAGAUCUGCGCAACACUGAUCUCAGUAGUGAAGUGUUCAUUCGGAAACUGCACCGCGCCCACGAGGCCCUCUCCCAGCAGUCGGACGGCAGUGGUGGUGGUGGCAGCGGACCAGUCGGCGGUCCCCUGAGGACGCUGAGCGCCAGCUUCGGCCCCAAGUGGCCGUACAAGCGCACCAUGUCCGCCCCCGCUUCCAUCACCCCCAGGCAAGACGUGAAGCAAGGUAACAGCCGCUGCCGGCCCGGGGGACACGUCACCUCCUCUGUUCCGACUGCAGUUUGGCUUUGUUUGUUCUUGGUGGACGGCAGCAACAGGCAGCUGGUUGCUGAGAAGGAGAAAGUAUAUAACCGGCAGUAUUCUGCUCCCAUCCUGAAGAGGAAGAGCUCGCGGUUUGGCCUGGGUCAGUUGCUUGGCACAAUUCCUUCAAGUAACAGUAUGCCAGAUGGUCACAUUCACUCUCUCAACAUCAACUCUGGAGAAGACAGCAACAUGGUUGGCUUCCUGCACCGUGUCAUCGAACUUGAAGAAUCAGACCGCGAGACAAUGCAUCUGCUGGUGUUUCUUUUUAUUCAGUUCUUGUCGAGAUCAGAUCAGGCGUAUCCAAGUGAUGACAAAGCUCAAGCCAAAGUUCAAGCCAUAGUUCUUCAUCACCUUUACCUCCUGCUGGGGUACAACCAGAAUGAGCGUGGCUUCCACGUGCCGCCCCAGAAGUUGAGGACCUCCCCGGUGUUCAACGUGUUCGUCGCAAACCUGCCGCAGCUGCUGGACCAGAACCACCUGAUGGGGAAGAUGUUGCUGCCCACUUGUCUGAUCCUGCUGCAGUACUGCCCCUGCCCGCACCAGGGCUUCUCCCCGGACCAGCAGGCACCCGUGUACAGCCUGUGGUACCUCGAGUCCCACACCCGCCGCUGCUGGCUCAUGGCCGUGCUGGUGCUCCUGUACAAGUACCAGUACAACCAGCAGCCGUGCAGCGGCCAGGUGCAGUCGCUAGUGAAGAUUGUGCUGAACACGCUGGACGCACAACACCACCAGUGCAAUCACAUCCCGGCGACGCUGGUCAUGGGUGGCCCGCACGCUCGCUCCAGAGACGUGAGCCAGCCCUCGCUGGGGGGCGAGGCGGAACACAGUGGGGGUGGUGGGGGCGGAGCAGAUAAGUUUGAGACCCCUCCCUUGUCGCCACUGUACUCGGGAGACGGCAGCGCCCACGUGUCGGUGAGCACCAAGGGGGGCAAGAUGACGGCCAUGUUCCACCAGAAGUCCGGAGGCAGCAUGGAGACCCACUGGGAGGAGGAGGUGCAGUGUCCGCCCAGAACCAGCAAGCGCAUGCCGCAGACCAGUUUCUCCAUCGAUGCGGAUGAGACUGAGUCGGAGCUCGCUGCGAUUCCAGAGAGCCCCAGGUCCGACAGCACGCUUCACGGAACUGCUCAAGAUUCCUUUGAAGAGGGCACGAGCAUGGAGGAGGGACUCUCGGAAGCAAUAGCCCGCAGCCUAGCCCUGCGGGAGACGCCUCAACUGCGGCAGAUGGUGCGCACCACCAGCCAGGAGAGCGAACAGCGGCGGCCUGUGUGGUUCCUGGGCAGCGAGGAGGAUGCCGUGCAGACUUCAAAUGGCGAGAGUGAAGGAGAGAAAGCAUCGUCGUCGAGGUUGUCGACCAGCCUGCACACGUCUCGCGUGUCACACAGCAACUCACAGAGCAGCUCAGGUUCAGCUCGCCAGAAUGCUGCGAGUGCUGUGGAGACACACACGGAGAGGUGGCCGGACAACCACCAGCACGGGUCGCCGGUGCCCCGGCCGCUGGGCCGCCAGAAGCGGGUGGCGGAGCAGAGCUCCGUCCCGCCGCUCUCCCAGCACCUGCCGUGGCAGAUAGACCUGGGUCAGGCCAAGGCAGCGCCGCAGCUGGUGACGCCGGUCAUGGAGCGUCUCCUGCCGAUCGGCACGGCCGGCCUAGCUCUACGGAAUGCCCAGCAGCCCCUGAAACCAGAAGAAUCAUAUGGUUCCCCUGAAUCGCCACUUUCCAAGAUGGAUGUUAUGACAGUUGGCUCACCCGUGGAAUUGGAUAGUGAAAAUUUUUCGUCGGACGUGACUUCGACUUGCAGCAUGUCACAGUUGGAGAUGCCAAUGCAAGAGCGUCUUCUGCCAAUAGGAUCCAAGGAUUCAAAAACUGAGAUCUGCAACCUGGUAGACAAGGUACGACGAGCGCUUGGAGUGCCCGCGGUAGAAGAAACUGCAGCUGAUGCAGAGUAUCGACCAUCAACUCUCCCAGAACCUUCUUCAACAUCACCUACUGCAAACAAACACGAAAGUUACGGAGCACCGGAAGUGCGGCUGAUCACAGCACCCCAGAAGGAGGAAGUACUGUCUGGUCGAAGCAGCAGUCCACGCAGGCUAAUCAAGCAGGUCGCCCUCGACUCGUCUCCACCGCACAUGCAAGGAGACACUGAGGAGAGUCGCCCUGGCUUCUACAGGGCCGUGCACCAUGACAGGAAGCCUCCUGCAGUGAAGCAGGAGGAGCACAUCCGCAACCAAAGACAGAGAACCAAGAAAACUGGCUUGUUUACAAUUGGUCAACACCUGCUCACAGACUUCCCCCGCCAUCCAGGCUCAUGGUGCGGUCCACAGCACCAGCCGCUGCUGGACCCGGCCACCCAGCAAGCUUGUCACGCGGAGUUUGACCUGAAGCAGAGCUCCCUCCGGGUGGGCGAGGACUGCAUCAGCCAGAGAUGUUCUGAGUGUGGUACAAUCAAGGAGGAAUACAGCGACGAAGAACUUGCACUGUGCAUUAUUGUUCUCGGCACUUUCAUACACAGAGAGCCUGUGCUGGCUGCGCCCAUGCUGCCAGAUAUCCUUAGCAGUGUUGCCAGGAUAGCCCUAAAUGCCAGCUACCCUUGGCAGAAUGAAACAAACAUAUACCUACCAGGAGGAGCCAUUAGCGUGGCUCAGCAGUUCUUGCGCUGUGUUCUGCACCAGCUGGCUCCCAACGGAGUGUUCCUGCAGAUGUUCCAGACUGAGGUGGAAGAGAGCAGCCGAAUGCAGUUCUUCCGGAGCGUGGCUCAGGCGCUGCUGGACUUCAACGAGCUGAACCCGGUGGCACCCCUGCAGCUGCUGCUGGAGAGCCUGAACUCGAAGAAGAGCCUGCCAGUGGACACGCUGCCUGUCAUCAUCCACAACAUGGCGUGCUACCUGGAUUGCCUGCCCCUGGAGCAGGGCUACGCUGCCUGGCUGCUGCAGCUGGAGGCGUUGCUGCGACGCCUCUCUCUCACGCUGCACACCCUGCAGGAUGUGCUGCCCCUGCUGCGCAUCAUGGUGGCCGUGCUCAAGGUCCCUGGCAUCUCGCAGUUCAAGGGUCUUUUAGAGCCAUUUUCAAAGAUACUGAGCUAUGGAAUACAGAACUGUGUUUUGAAAUAUCAUUACUUGGUGGACUUAUGUUACUUAUGUGGCAAAGGUUUCACUCGUGAACGUGACAAACUCAUUUUAACUAGAAUGGUGGUAUUUGAAUUAGUUCAAGCAUUGAAAUUCAAAACUUCUAUUCCAGAUGCCAAUUUUUUGAUGCUCAUAAAUUUUAUUCUUCAGGAUGUUGGUGGCACACUGCCAUCUCACGUCAUGAUGCAAGAUAUAUCGUCUCUGGUCUCGGAGGGGAUGCCUGUCUUCAGCACCAAUGCUUCAGAGUGCAUGAAGCAACACUUGCCAGAUCUGGUGGAGUUUCUGAUAGAUUUUCAUGCGCUCACCAAGAUCAAGAGUUACAGUAAGGGACCAGUGGUUGGACUGAAUGAAGACACACUAGGUGGUGUUCUAAAAAGUGGGGUUGCUCAGUAUCUUGCAUUGGAAAUUACUCGUGGUAACAGCAGAGAUAAUCGGGCAAUUGCAAGAUACCUCCCGUGGCUUUAUAAUUCAACUUCAACUUUGCAGCAAGGGCCGAGGGAGCUCCAGGACUGCGUGGGCCACAUGCGGCUGCUGUCGUGGCUCCUGCUGGGCUCCCUGCAGCACACCGCGCAGCAAGGAGGCCACGCCCACUGCCAGCCGGUGCCCCAGGAGGCCUCCUGCCACAUCACGGACCACGUGCAGGUCGUGCUGGCCGGGUUCACGGCCUCCGUGCUGCACACGCCCGUGCUCUUCCAUGUCUUCCUUCUCUGCCAGCUGUGGACCAUCUAUCUGGAACAGAGUGCAUCUGUGAACCCUCCCAACAGCGAUGCUCAUACCAUCACGAUGGGCAUCAUGCUGGACUUCUGGGGGAAAGUCACACCCUGUGUUCUGCAGUUGAUAUCUCACUCCAAGAUGCUUGCAGAGAUGGUGAACUUGCACUUCAUCGGUCUGCUGGAAGCACUUCUUGAAUGCAACUCCACUGCUCUCGGCAAGUUGAUGCCUGUGUGGAAUCCUGUGUUCUUUGCCCACAACGCUCAGCUGCCCAGACACCUGCAGAUACGACUGCAGACGUGCCUCGACUUCGCCCCAGUGGCUCCCGCCACCAGCCACCAGCAGCACGGCACUGCCAACACCGUGCUGAUGCGCUGGCUGCAGCGCCUACAGUUCAAGAUGGCUCAGAUGGAGAUGCAGUCUUCCUCCCCCACCCAGUUCUUAGUCAUCUGAGCAUCAUUAGUCUCUUGAGAUGUACAGUGAGAAAAAAUAUUAAUAAUAGUAAUAAAUGGCAAGCCUCGUAAAUGUCAA
Molecule: messenger RNA, 8362 nt
Organism: Bacillus rossius redtenbacheri
Lineage: Eukaryota; Metazoa; Arthropoda; Insecta; Phasmatodea; Bacillidae
Gene: unc79
Product: protein unc-79 homolog
Exons: 50
Coding region: 182-8284 (2700 amino acids)
Molecular function (GO): protein binding
Source: RefSeq, a predicted model, not a curated record